Molecule: messenger RNA, 944 nt
Organism: Photinus pyralis (common eastern firefly)
Lineage: Eukaryota; Metazoa; Arthropoda; Insecta; Coleoptera; Lampyridae
Product: ankyrin repeat domain-containing protein 40-like
Exons: 3
Coding region: 54-800 (248 amino acids)
Molecular function (GO): protein binding
Source: RefSeq, a predicted model, not a curated record
GGCCUUGGCAACACUGUCUCGUUUCAAUCAAAUCAAAUGUGCUUGUCAAAGAGAUGGAAAACAUUUUAGAAGAAAAACUACGAGAAGCGGCAUGUACAGGUGAUACAGAAGCUCUACAAAGCCUUAUCGCUCAAAACAUAGACAUAAAUUCACAAAAUGUCGUGAACGGGUGGACUGCCCUUCAUUGGGCUUGCAAACGGGGAAACGAGGAAAUUGCUAGAAUUUUAAUUAACAGCGGAGCGGAUCCAACGGUAGAAAACUUUAAGGGCGAAACGCCGGACGCGGUGUGCUCGAGUUCCUCGAUUUUCAAUUUGUUAAACAUUGAUAAGCCUGUACAAAACAAUUUCGCCCCGAACGAAGAUAACAAUUUAAAAUUUGUACCUAAUUACGUGAAAAAUCCACCACUUAAUGGUAAUAUAGAUUUAGGUCCACGUCUGCGAACACGUCAUCCCGACUUAUCAAGUAUGCCAACCACGAUUCUUCCUGCUCAAAAUGACGAUUUGGUCUUAAAAGUGCGAGUAGCCGGAUCAAACGAUCCCGAUUUUAUAGAAAUUGAAAUACCUAGAUGGAAGCUGACUUAUUCGUCAUUACUGCACAUAUGCUGUCAAGAGCUGGAGAUUAAGGAAACCCAGGUGGAACGGAUACGAAAAUUGCCUAAUACGAGGCUGAGAAAAGACAGCGACGUAAAACGUUUAAAUGAUUUGCAAUGCCUAGAAGUAGUGAUAAAAGCACCACGUGACAAAUAUAAUAAUGGCUAUCAGAGCAUUUCUGUUUGUAAAGACCAGACUAUUCUUUACUGAUAUACAAUUUUUAAGUUUCCUUGCCUAAUUUAGCAAUUCCUUUUUUAGUACAAAUUGACACCAGUUUUUAAACUAUUUUGUAGUUAGACUAUUAGCUUAGCAAUCUCUAUACAUUUAAGCAAUGUAAUUAAAGUUUUACAUUUU